This is a messenger RNA of Danaus plexippus (monarch butterfly), 1828 nucleotides long. RefSeq lists its product as uncharacterized. Gene Ontology annotation, molecular function: lipid binding. The coding region runs from base 39 to 1442 and encodes 467 amino acids. The transcript is spliced from 3 exons. The record is from RefSeq and is a predicted model, not a curated record. NCBI's taxonomy places the organism in Eukaryota, Metazoa, Arthropoda, Insecta, Lepidoptera, Nymphalidae.
CGUACAAAUUACAACAGCAUGAGUGUUCCUACAGUGAAAUGUGUAUCGUACGAUUGACGUUAUUACUGUUAAUAACCAUUGUGAAAAGUCAAGAUGAAAACGAUUAUUUCGAAUCGACGGACUCGGACGAAUUUUUCGAAACUACAACAAUGUCCCAGCUGAAAGAUGGAGAACAAAAAAUGAGUGAAUAUAUUUUGAAGGUCAUUGAACAUUACAAGCAACCAAAUCCCGAGGGACUGCCGGGUGUAGGAUCACAACCAUACAGCGUUCCAGAUUCAAGAAAAUCCGUGGGAUUAUUUAGCAGCAUAGAUUUUAUAGACACAGAGGUCUAUGGCAUUAACAAAUUUCGUGUUAUUUACGUUAAUCUUGACAUUGAAAAUAUGGAGGGACGCGCAGCCUUAGAAAUAGACAAUCUUCAUAUACGAGGAAGAUAUGCUUUAAAUGCUUUCCUCAAUUCCAACUACGGAGGUUUUACUGCAAAUAUUACUGGAAUUAAAAUCACUGCUCUAACAACCCUUGGCGUGGAACGAGACGGGAAACUAAGAGCCCAUGAUAUAACUAUGGAUGUAAAUUUCAAUAAUAUAGCGGUAAAUUUUGAGAACUCUGGCCUAUUAGUUGGUUUACUACAGGGACUCUUCAACUCCAUAGGGACAAUUCUAUUUGAAUCUAUUAAACCGAAUCUACUUAAAGAAGCUUACACGAACAUGAGGACGGAGAUUAAUAAAAAAAUUGAUCAGGUUGUCGGCGAUAUUGAGUUUCCGAAUACAAUUACACCGUUGGACAUGGUCAUUGUUGAUGCUCGCAAUAAAAUACGAGACGUCAAAAUGGACCCACUCAGAAUCGACGAUUACAAUACUAGCGCUGGUUGGGUAAAUAUUAACUUGAAAAAUACAUGGUUAUACGGUCUGUCGACGAUAAAUAGAGUGGGUAAUGUAAGUUUGAAGGUCGAGAAUAAAACUGUAGUCGCCGAUUUUAGUAUCGGUACAGAGGAGAUGUUAGGUUCUACCGAUUGGGAGAUUUCUGGAUGUAGAGGACUGAUCUCCAGUUUCGGGACGAGCUCCUUCUCAGUGAAACAUAUAAGGGGUCACUUUAUUCUCGUUCAACCAUUGGAUACCAGAAAACGAAUGAUGUUAAAAACUCUUGAACUCGAUGUCGGUAACGUACAACUCAGAUUCGACGGAGCUGGGACACUUGAUUAUCUAUUUGAAUUCUCCACUAAUAUACUUCCUAAUGUUCUGAGAUACCAAAUCGUUGACGCCAUACAGAAUCCUCUUAAAUGGAAGCUGCAGAGUGAGUUAGACCAGAUCGAUAUAGAAGAGGCCAUUAAAAAUGAGUUACCCAGAAUAGACAAACUGCAAGAAGAAGGCUUUCAGCUCGCGAUGCUACGUUUUAUUAAUAAGACUGGUGAUAAUUACGAUGAAGACGAAUUCUUUAACUUUUAAUUUUCAAACUAACAUAAUAUACAAAUUAUUAACAUUUGACAGUUAUUGGAAUAACUGUAUACUUUAAAGAUAUCCUGUUCCAUCGGAUUAUUCUUUAAUUUAUUUAUAAUAUUGUUUAAUCAGAAACAAAUUUGACAAAAUGAAUAACAUUUGUUAAAGUCAUAAACGAUGAAGAUUUGAAGGAAGGUACAAAAGUUACUAAAACAAAGUUGGCUAAAGCUAAACUUUAGCUAGUGAAUAAGGCUUGUGUCAUUUAAAUGAAGCUAAGAUUUUCGGAUGCGAGGCGUUUUUAUUUCGUAACUAAGACACUUUCAUCUCGUCAUUUUUAGAAAUUAUAAAAUCUUGUCUCAAAUUUAAUAUUAUUGUUUAUAUUAACGUAAAAUCAU